AGGCUGCCAAGUGGUGAUGUGGAUGUAAACAAAGACGCGAAACCUGCAACUACUCAAAGUCGCGAUUACUACCAACUUUUAAGAAUACUAACCCCACGAUUCAGUAUUUACGAACUGCGACCGGCGUUCAUGGCUACAGCACUUGGCUUAUUAUAUUUCAGUACCAACGACCACAUUGCUAUAUUUUACCGUUAACGGAGCUCUAAGAGCUUCUUAAUUCCCCACCAUGGUACAGCCGGGUAUUGGGCUCGACACGCCUCGAACAGCUAUUGGAGAUGCGACAUACCUCAACAACCCCGAUUUCGACAUAUCUGAAGAGCAGUCAUUUCAGUCGCCUUCGAAAGAUAACAAUAACCUCGUCCAGCAAUUACAAAAUGGCCGCCGAGGCAUCAACCUGAAGACUCCACGGAGUCGCGCGCCUUUUGGAGACAGGCGCAACACAAAUAACAACGGCUUCGGAGGAGAGUUCACACCUUUGCUGAAAAGCGCCACUAGAAACAAUGCUCUGAAGUUGGGCAAGGAAAAUGGCGUCCCCAGAACCCCAGCAUUCCUCAGGGCCGGUGGCUUGGACAACAUCGCGGAGGAUUUAAGCCCAGUGCCGAACAUGGACUCAACGUACGCCGACUCGUAUGCGAGUGGAACGCCUAUACCCCAGAUUGAUAGCAGCAGCCUCGCAUCGACACCGCUGGCUAUGUUGCCGCGGCGGGCUGAAGGAGCGAAUGUACUUCAAGACGGCAACCAGCUCUCACUGCGUGAGCAAGAGAACGUGAUCGACAAAAUCGAGAAGGAGAACUUUGGUUUGAAAUUGAAGAUCCAUUUCCUGGAAGAGGCGCUACGGAAGGCAGGACCAGGCUUCAGCGAAAUGGCAUUGAAGGAAAACACGGAUCUCAAAGUGGACAAAGUCACCAUGCAAAAGGAAUUGCACCGCUAUAAGAAGACAUUGACUACGGCAGAGCGCGACCUUGAGUCCUAUCGGCAACAAAUCCUGGAUAUGCAAGAGAAGAUGAAGCGGAGGCACGCCGAUGAAGGCGCACAAGAAGAGCUGGACCUUCUCCGCCAGGCUUUACACGACAAGGAAAUUGAAGUACAGGAUCUCCAACAAAAACUCGAAAACUCAGCAGAUCAAAACGAGGACGCGCAAAAGUUACGGGACUCGGUCACCGACUUGGAACACGAUGUUCGCGAGAAGGAACGCAUGAUAGAUGAACGAGAUGACCAGAUUGAUGACCUGAAGGCUCAAGUCAAUGAGCGCGACGACGAAGUCGUGGAGCUGGAAGAGAAGGUCAAGGCAGCGAAGCGCAGAGAGAUUGAGCUGGAGGAGAAGGGCCAAUGGAACGACGAGCUUGAAGAGGCCAAGGAAACCAUUUCAGACCUCGAACAAGACAUCAAACGCCUCCAAAUCGAGCUUGAUGAUGUCAAGGACAACCGCGAAGAAUUAGCCUCUGAAAAGGAACGCGCUAUAGCAGACCUCGAAGAGCUUCAGGAUGAAUUGGCAAACAAGUCCAUCACAACAAAGGGACUUAGUCGCCAAAUCGAAGAGAAGGCCAACCGCUUGCAGGACGACUUGGAGGACCUUCGUGAAAAGCAUGAAUCGCUGGAGCAGGAGCACCAAUCGAAGAUCCAAGAGGCGGAUAGGCUGCAACAGAGAAUCACAGAUCUUGACCAAAGCGGAAGUGCCAGGGAAAUUAAGCUCCGGGAAGAGUUGGAUUCGGCUGUCAAGGAUAGAGAUCAUGCAGAAAGCCAACAGCAUGCGCUCGAGGCCCAGCUGAAAUCUAUCCAGACUGAGCUCCAACACACUACAGAUCAAAAAGAUCUCCUCCAAGUCCGCCACGAUGCACUGACUUCCGAAUCCGCUCAGCUCCAGACGGAGCUGUCGCGAGCGAAAGCUAGAAUCGAAAAUCUUGAAGAGGAUCUACAGAGCGAGAAGUCGUUGUCGCUACAGAAUGAGCGCGAGGUCAGAGAACAAUACAAAUCGGAAAUCGAUCGCCUGCAUGACGAGAUUGAAGAUCUUCGUGCUGAUGUUCGAGAGAAGGAGCGUUUGUACGAUGACGAUAACGACAAGUGGGAGGGCGAGCGAAGAACCCUUGAAUCGCAGCGCGAUCUAGCAGAAGAACAAGCCGACGGUCUAAAGCUUACAAUUGAGAAGCUGCAGAAGGUUGAGGGUACUCUUUCUGGCAAGGAAUCGAAACUACAAGAGGCUGUUUCCCUUGAGAAGGAGAGGCAUUUACGCGAAGAGGCUCUCUUGACGAAGCAAAUCGACGAGUUGACCUCAGAUCUGCAGCUUCGCCAAAACAGCUUGGACGAGGCUCGAUCGGAGCUCUCCAACGUGAGAGAGGAGUUGCGACUCAGCCAGCGUGAGCACAAGUCUCUUUCCGAGAAGAUUGAAGCUCUGGAGGAUGAGAUCGAAGUACUUCAAACUUCCUUGGAUGAGGAGAACGACAGGGCGCAGGUUAAUCUGGAGACUGCCAAACACGAGUCGGAUGCUCUUCAACAGCAAUUAGAGCAGCUGAAACAAGAUGUUGCAAAGGUCGAAUCCAAGUCAAACUCAGCUUCGAUCCAAGAGCAAAGCUCAUCUCUCAAGGCUCUUGAGACAAAGCUCGCCCAAACCACCAAGAGCGAACAGGCCCUACAAGACCAACUUGCCAACAUCAACCUCGAGAUGCACUCUCUCCGCAACCACUCCAACGAAGUAGAAGCCGAGCGCGACGAAAUGAAGAGCCAGCUGCGCGACCUAAAAUCACAAGACGACACCUUCCGCGCCGACCAAGAGAAAAUCGAUCUCCGCACCGCCAAAAUGAAGCUCGACGUCGAAGUCCGCCGUCUCCGCGACGAGACCCGAGUCCUCUCCGAGCAAAAGACCAUGAUCGAGAUCGAACUCCAAAGCGAGCGCGACCACGCCGACGCCGACCACGCCAAUUUCCAACAGCGAGAAACCGAGUACAUCCAGCGCGAAUCCGCGACCAAGGAGACCAUCCGGACCCUAAAACGCCAAAUCAGCUCCCUGGAGCGCCAAUCACACAACCUAGAACUCUCCAUCCUCCAAACCUCCUCCCCCCACUCCUCCCCCAACGGCGGCUCCGCCCACAAGAGCGAAAUCCUCGAAGUCCGCUCCCAGCUUGCCACCGCCCACCAAACCCUCAAAGACCUGCGCGCGCAACUCAAGGAAACCGAACGCGACGCGGCCAAGAAAUUGACGUCUGCACACCUAGACCAUCAAUCCCAAGCCGCAGAAUGGGAUUCCGCCCGCUUCACCCUCGAGCGCGACCUCUCCGCCGCUCUGUCCGCCAAAUCAGCACUAGAAGCCCAGGCCACGGCUGCGGAAUCCACGGCUGCGCGUCUGAAAGCUAAGAUUGCACGCUUGGAACAGGAGUUACACGCUGAGCGCGCGACGGCGGAGGGGGAUCGCACGAUGGCGCUCGAACGACACGAUCUGCACGAGAUGCUGAGGGAGACGCAAAUCCAGGCCGAUAAACUCGAAAUCGCCGUCCAAACCCGCGACGCGUCUCUCGCAGCUCUAACAACCACCGAGUCCUCCCUCCGCGCACAGUUGAAGCGCAUUCGUGAAGAACGCACAGCGCAGAAGGAGCGUGCUAGCCGCGCUAUGGGUGAGCUUGAGGCGCUGGAACGCGAGUUUAGGGGGGCGAAGAAGGGGUGGGAGGCGGAGAGGCAGGGGUUGACGAGGGGAGUUAGGUUUGCGAAUUCGUCGUCUGUGUUGGAGGGGGGCCAGGAGGCGGAGGUUAGGCAUACGAAGGAGCUGAGGGGGUUGGCGAUGCAGAUUGAGUGGCUUAGGGCGAGGUGUAGGCGCGAGGAGGGGUUGAGGGCUGAUGCGGCGUAUGCGAAGAGGUUUAUGCUGCUGCAGGUUGAGUUGUUUGGGGCUUGCAACCAAGCAGACCUCCAAAUCCUCGCCCAAAUGGGCAUAACACCCGACCGCACUGUCCUCCCCCCCCGCCCCUCUCUCCGUCGCGUGGGCUGGAUGGUCAUAGCCUGUGUGCGCAUGAAGCGUGGCGCGGAGGCGUGGGCGAAGAGUAGGAAGGUGCAUGAGAGGAUUGUGGGGAAGUUUGAGGGGAUGAGGAGGGCGAGUUCGGGGAGCGUGGUGACGGGGACGGGGAAGGUGGAGAAGGGAGCGGAGAAGGAGAGGAGGAGGAGGAGUGAUGGGCCGUCUUCUCCGGCUGUGGGGGUGAAGAAGGAGUCGAGGAGGGUUAGUGAGUUGAGGAGGGAGUGGUAGGGAUGUUUGUGAAGAGGGAUAGCAUGUUGAAGUGGCGUAUGGGUUGUGGGAGGUGUUUUAUAUUGUACGUUGCUGUUUGAUGUCUAUAUGGCUGGCUGGCGUUUGGAUGGAUGGAUGGAUGGGUGGCGUGCAUACCAAUUAGCAUGUUGAUUAUGAAG
Pseudogymnoascus verrucosus is the source of this 4383-nucleotide messenger RNA. RefSeq lists its product as uncharacterized. NCBI's taxonomy places the organism in Eukaryota, Fungi, Ascomycota, Leotiomycetes, Thelebolales, Thelebolaceae. The transcript has 2 exons. Bases 227 to 4225 code for a protein of 1332 amino acids. The record is from RefSeq and is a predicted model, not a curated record. Gene Ontology annotation, cellular component: microtubule organizing center.